CUCCUCCACGGGAUGAGGGCUGCAGUUCUACUGUUCGUUGUGGGGGUGUGUGUGUUCAACGCUGCAUCUUCCCUGAAAAUCUGCGCUUUCAAUGUUCAGAGCUUUGGUGAAUCAAAGGCUAACAACAAGAAGGUCAUGGGGAUUCUUCUAAAGAUUCUCUCUCGGUGCGACUUGUGUCUUAUUCAGGAGGUCCGAGACUCUAAAGGAGCAGCUAUCCAAGCCUUGGUUAAGGAUCUCAACAGGUUGGACAAAUCCAACUCGUACUCCUACGUGGAAAGUGAGAGGCUGGGGAGGAAGACUUACAAGGAGCAGUAUGUCUACGUCUACAGGAGCAAUGUGCUGACAGUCAAAGAGCAUUAUCAGUAUUCUAAACCAGAAGGAGAAGGGACCAAUGACACAGAUGUUUUCUCCAGAGAGCCUUUCAUCGUUCGCUUCCACUCUCCAACGACACUGGUGAAGGACUUUGUCCUGAUUGGGCAUCAUGCCUGUCCAAGAAAUGCCAUGAAGGAGAUUAAUGAACUCUAUACAGUCUUCAAAGGAAUUUACAACAAGUGGAAGAACGAUAAUGUGAUGAUCUUGGGGGACCUCAACGCUGGCUGCAGCUACGUCACCAUCAAGGGCUGGAGGGCUGUGCGCUUGAGGAGUGACCCCAAAUUUCGCUGGUUAAUCGGAGACGAGCAGGACACUACUGUCCGUGAGAAGACGCACUGUGCCUACGACCGGAUCAUUGUCCACGGACGUGAGAUUAUCUCCAGCGUGGUGCCGGGUUCUGCUCAGCCGUUCAACUUUAAAAAGAAUUUCCACCUGACAGAGGAGGAGGCUCUGGAGGUGAGUGAUCAUUUUCCUGUAGAAGUUGACCUGAAGCCAAACCACCGCUACCUCCUCCGCAAUGAGCUGUAGAGACCAGC
Messenger RNA from Pungitius pungitius (ninespine stickleback), 908 nucleotides. RefSeq names its product deoxyribonuclease I-like 1-like (gene dnase1l1l). The transcript has 8 exons. Gene Ontology annotation, biological process: DNA catabolic process. Gene Ontology annotation, cellular component: nucleus. Gene Ontology annotation, molecular function: DNA binding; deoxyribonuclease I activity. NCBI's taxonomy places the organism in Eukaryota, Metazoa, Chordata, Actinopteri, Perciformes, Gasterosteidae. The record is from RefSeq and is a predicted model, not a curated record. Bases 13 to 900 code for a protein of 295 amino acids.